This is a messenger RNA of Gastrolobium bilobum, 2018 nucleotides long. Its product is annotated as bHLH transcription factor RHL1-like. Gene Ontology annotation, biological process: regulation of transcription by RNA polymerase II. The record is from RefSeq and is a predicted model, not a curated record. Gene Ontology annotation, molecular function: DNA-binding transcription factor activity, RNA polymerase II-specific; RNA polymerase II cis-regulatory region sequence-specific DNA binding; protein dimerization activity. NCBI's taxonomy places the organism in Eukaryota, Viridiplantae, Streptophyta, Magnoliopsida, Fabales, Fabaceae. The transcript is spliced from 7 exons. The coding region runs from base 169 to 1680 and encodes 503 amino acids. Gene Ontology annotation, cellular component: nucleus.
ACACUACACAAACACAAAACUACUUCUGAUCGAAAAUCCCCCAAACCGCAAUGCUCUUUCCACUCCUGACUCUGUUCAUGUUUCAGUCUGAGUGAGUGCCCUUUUUAACGACCCGCGCUUCUGUCUCAGACCCUUGUCCUUAUCUCUCUCUCUCUCUCUCUUUCAAUUAUGCAGCCCCGUAGCAGAGAAAUGCAAGGAAUCAACUCCCUCUUGAACUCUUCUCAAAUCUCUCUCCACGACCUCCACAACAAUAACAACAACAACAACAACAACCAGAUCCAAAACACUCACAUGAACCAUCUCCACCAACACCAACACCAACUCAACCACACAACCCCUCACUUCGACCCAACUUCCCACGAUGACUUCCUCGAGCAAAUGCUCUCGAACCUUCCAUCUUGCUCCUGGCCAGACCUCAACCCCAACAACAAACCCUUGUGGGACCCAAAUCCCUCCAAUUCCAUCCACAACAACAACGUCAACGCUCACAAUCUCAAGCCCUCAGACCUCUCCGACGAAACGCCGCCGUCUAACUCCGAGAAUGUCGCUUUCCCCUACGACGAACACGCCACGUUGGCCUCCAAGUUCCGCAACCACCAGAUCAGCGCCACUUCUCCGACAACCAAGGCCGCAGCCGCCGCUCUUAUGCUUCAGCAGCAGCUCCUCAUGUCCAGAGGCGACUCUGGUCUCCUCCAGAUGCCGCUGUCGUUGGGUGGAAACAACGUCGUUGACGGUUCAUCCUUCAAAUCUCCCAAUCCGGGUGGUGAUGCUUCAGUUCAAGCUCUGUACAACGGGUUCGCGGGAUCUCUCCAUGGCACCGGUCAAGCCUCUAAUCAGACUCAACAUUUUCAACAUCCUCAGGGGGGUUCGAAUCAGAUGCAGGGGCAGAAUUUUGGUGCUCCAGGUGGUGGGGGAGCAACGAACCAAGCUCCGGCGAGUGGCACCGCCGGUGGAGCCCCGGCUCAGCCAAGGCAGAGAGUUCGGGCCAGGAGAGGUCAAGCCACGGACCCACACAGCAUCGCUGAAAGGUUGCGAAGGGAGAGAAUCGCAGAGAGAAUGAAGGCUCUGCAGGAACUGGUUCCCAAUGCCAACAAGACAGACAAGGCAUCCAUGCUUGAUGAGAUCAUCGAUUAUGUGAAGUUCCUGCAGCUCCAAGUCAAGGUUCUAAGCAUGAGCAGAUUGGGUGGUGCAGCUGCUGUCGCCCCUCUCGUUGCUGAUAUGUCCUCUGAGGGAGGCGGUGAUUGCAUCCAAGCCAAAGCAAACGGCAACAGCAACGGCGGUGGGGCCCUCCCUGGCAACGCAAACGGUAAUCAAACGGCGGCGUCAACCUCAAACGACAGCCUCACCAUGACGGAGCACCAGGUGGCCAAGCUCAUGGAGGAGGACAUGGGCUCCGCCAUGCAGUACCUCCAGGGCAAGGGCCUUUGUCUCAUGCCCAUCUCCCUCGCCACCGCCAUCUCCACCGCCACGUGUCACACCAGGAACCCCUUGAUCAACAGCACCGCCGGAAACCAGAUCCCGAACAACAACGGAGGCGUCGGAGGCUCCCACACGAACCCUGCCGUCGCAUCCAACGGCGAAGGGCCGUCAUCUCCGAGCAUGUCCGUGCUGACGGUGCAGUCGGCCGUCGUGGGUAACGAGGGUGCCGUCAAAGACGCUGCCUCCGUUUCGAAGCCGUGAUGACGGCGUUUACGUGACUUUUGGUGUGAAAUAGACAAAGCAGACAAAAAAAUACAUAAAGUUGCAAAGGAUAGAAAAUGACGUGUGUAUUUUUCUAAAAUGGGGCCGUUAAAGUCUACGAAAAUAAGGCGUCAGGGAUACGGGAGUGUCGAUCUGACGACGCCGUAUUUACCUAGACUUUGUUUGGCUGAUGCUAACUUUCAACCAACCAAUCACAACUCUACCAUGCCGAUUACCCACUUAUGUGUUUUUGUUCGUUGUUUUUAUAUUUCUAAUGGAUUCCUUUUUUCUGUUUUUUUUUUCCCCCACCUCAUUUCCCUUCUGAAUAACAAGGUCUG